Messenger RNA from Pieris rapae (cabbage white), 3290 nucleotides. RefSeq lists its product as uncharacterized. The record is from RefSeq and is a predicted model, not a curated record. Lineage: Eukaryota; Metazoa; Arthropoda; Insecta; Lepidoptera; Pieridae. The transcript has a single exon. Bases 189 to 1877 code for a protein of 562 amino acids.
CAAAAAAUGUGGUCUGUGGAGUGUUGAGUCAGGAGGAGUCUUAUAAGUGUCAGUGUUAUUUUUCUUUGGGGUUUUUAUUUUUUUGAGUUAUUUAUAAUAAUAUCACUGCUUUUUCGUUUAAUGGCAAAGGCUUUUUGUUUUUUGUAUUGUCCAAUGAGUGUCAUAAUAAUUUAAUUAACUUGUUGAAUAUGGGCACAAGUACAAUGGGGAGUGAUUUGCAUUCUGAUAAGCAGGAUAAGCUUUUGAAGCUACAAGCUCGUAAGAAGGAACUAGAGCAGAUGCUAGCAGCUAAAAAUGAAGAACUGUACAAGUUGUGCGUGCAAGAAGUUCAAUUGACGGGAAUCAUGCCACCUGAAGCUCCAUUGAGUCCUGAAGUCCCACAAAGAGAAAGAUUGGGAAGUAUACGUAGCAUAGAUCGUUCCACUGAUGGUACUGAUGUACAAGAUGGUUGUGACAAAACCUCUAGGCGCCUCAAAGCAAAUGACCGACACGAAGCGGAGCAUAAUUUGCGUAAGAAUAUUUCUCACCGUCUAUCUACGCCAUCUAUCUCGGGUAUUUCUGGCAAGAGCGUGCAUUCUAGACAAUUACGACGUCCUGAGACAAGUUGUUCUAAUUUUUUUCCUUCUCCUCCCCAAGAGCGUAAUCCUGAAACAUUUUCUAUACACACUUCACACACCUACCCUGCUUUAGCCAAUCGUAAUGAUGGCCUACCCAGUGAAAACAUUCAUGCUGAGUUACAACAAGGGCCAGCUUACCGUCAUCAUACAAUGGCUACUGAAUAUACUAACAAAAUAUAUUAUAGUAAUACACCAUCUGAAGCUCACAAUGUGUCUCGUUUACGAGAAACCCACUUUAGUUCCAGUCAUCCUGACAUAACUACUCAUUACACACAUGGAUCAAUUGCCCAGCAUACUAUUCCUCAGCAAAAUAGCAUGCGUAGUACCCCUUUAUUAUAUCAGUAUGCAUCACAACUAAAAGCACAGAGCCAGCAUUUAGGAGCUUUAAAUCAUCACCACCAAUUGCAAGCACAGCCUAAAAGAAGGAAUGAAGGUGUGCGGCGAAAUACUUUACAGAGAACCCAAACAUAUCAUCUUACAUCACAUAGUGAUUAUAACCAUCAUUUAGAAAAUAUGUCUGAGGGUUAUCGCCCCCCAGCAGCAGUAUACCAACACAGAUCACAACCAGAUAUACAGGAACAACCAAUACCCAAGACAAUUGAAAGAAAUAUACCUGUACCAAAUACACUGCCCUUACGUGAACGAAAUACAAUAAAAAAUCCACUCUACCUACAGUUACAAGUAUCAACUGAAGAUUAUUUGGAUGAGAGUCGGCAAUACAUAGAUCCUGUAAGCCCAGUCAGUCAAAUGUCUGGUUAUUCCCAUAAUUUUGAUUCAGUUAGUAUGAACAAGUUCUCUCCACUCUCCCAGGAUUCAAGGAAAGAAAAGCAAUGGUAUGAAACAUCUCUGGAUUCUCCCACUCGAGAGCCCUCUAUGCUAAAGAAGAGUGCAAGCUUAAAGCGCAGUCCUAGCUUAGGAAAUUCUCAACCAUAUGAAAUUAUGAUUUCUACUGGACGUCAUAUGGCCAUGCAUAGUCCAAACCACACACCAAACAGCCCACCAGUUCUGUCACCUGGUGCUAUCUCUUUAGAAUCACCCAAAAACUUGACUGUAAUUGAACAGGGUAAAUGUAUACCAUAUAGAGAAGAGACAAAACCAUUUGAAAUGUCUGACUUUUAUAAAUAUUCUACAAAAUUUCGUCAGACAAAUGUACAAAAGCCACCACCACCCCAGCCAGUUCAAAAUUUGAAUAAUAUGUAUAAUAAAUUGCCAAUGGAGUUGCCACAAUAUGGCCAAGAAAAUUGGCAUCCUAGCAACUAAUUUAAUGUAUUAAUUUAUACAUAUUUAAUGAUUUCUUAUUAUGAAUUAGUCUUGCUAAUAUUUAAGUACUUAAGUCAAAACAGUCCAGAUCUCCUUAUAUUUCAUAUAAAUGAGGUAUUUUUUAAUGUCUUUGAGCUAUUAAGAUUUAAAUCAAAAUAGACUGUGAUAGACAGACAUUUAAUAUUAAUUGUUUAUUUUUAAUGAUCGGUAAUGAAAUCAAUAACAAAGUAUAUAUUACAUUUUACAUGUAUGCCUAACAAGAAAGCUAAGAUAUCCUACAUAAUAAUCUGGUGGUCAUAGAUCUAUAUGGCUGAUGCAAUUUGAAGUUACAGAGUAAAGGGAAUGUUGAAUAUACUUUUAUCUAAUUUUACUAAUAAAAGUAGCAUAGAAAUGUGUAGCUAGGACUUGAUUUUUUUGAGCUUGUUUUGACAAAUUGUAAGGAUAUAAAUAUGUUUUUGAUAAUCAACCCACCGCUGUUCAAACUUAGCCAUUUUAUAUCUUACAAUUUACUUUGUAAUCAUGUUUGAUCUCUCUUGUUUUCUCUAUUUAUAGUAUCUAUAAAUUACUCAUGUUUAUGUUACAGGUCAUGGAUAAUUUAAUUCAUUCUUGUCAAUUAUGAUAAUGUGUUGAUGCCCUAUUUUCAUUAUUUGUAUUGUUAUCUCUAAAUUUUUAGAUAAUAUUAUAUUAUGAUUCUCAAGUUUUAAUAAGUCUAGGUUUUCUUGGGUUUAAUGACUGUCAUGUCUUUUGCUCCAAAAAGUUAUUCUUUAAUAACAUUCAUAAAAUAUAUAGCCAAGUGCCUUGUAAUGUGUAAAUUAAAAUGAUGUAUUGAAUUUUAAUAGUGGAAGUAUUUAAGUUUAGAAAAUAUAUUACAAAAUUUACAUUUUAGCUUAAUUUCAUCACAUACUUAAGUAAUGUGGUGGACAUACAAUUAAUAAUCAUUGUUUAAAUGAAAACAAAAUGGAAAUAGGCAUUUGAAAACCAAUACAAAACUUAAGUCUUGAAGUAUUAUAUAUAAAAUAAAAUAGUACAACAAUAUGCACUUAGAAGAUAAUAUUUUUUUUUAAUGAUUUGAAUAGUCUUAAAGACAAUUAUUUUCUAUACAUAGGUCUUUCAUUACUUCAGAACUAGAGUGCCUUGUAUUUGCUUAGCAGAAUUAGUGUAUUAAUUAUUUUAGUCAAAUAUAAGACAAACAACACUUGCCAAACAAAGCUCAUACAUUCUCUGGCCUUGUCCUAUUCUGAAAUAUGACAAUAAUUUUAAGUAUUACAUAAGAAAUAUUAUGUAGUUAAUAUAUUAAAUAUUUUAGCAAUUGUGAAUUGCAAAUUGGCUAAAUUAGAAAGAGUUAAUAUUUUUGUAUAUUGGGAUGAAGUCGUGCAAGAGCACAAUUGUAUUUUAAUAAAUGAUUUUAUUGAA